AUGGCGAACCGGUGGAGUCUGCUGAACUCGCUCUCCGUGGACCCCGACGCCGGGUGCAGGUUCGGGCAGUACUUCCGGGAUGGCCGGCGCAAGGUGGACUACAUCCUGGUGUACCACCACAAGAGGCCUGCGGGCGCCAGGGGCCUGACCCGGAGGGCCCCGGCCAGCGACACGGCGCUGGGCACUCGCCGCGUGAAGCAGGACCACCCGCUGCCCGGCCAGGGGGCCCCGGUGGAGGUGGACGCAGCGCCCGAGCCCCCCGUGGACUACCAGGAGGACGACAAGCGGUUCCGAAGGGACGAGUAUGAGGGCCACCUGCUGGAGGCCGGCCUGGAGCUGGAGCGCGACGAGGACACUAAAAUCCACGGGGUGGGCUUCGUCAAGAUCCACGCCCCCUGGAGUGUGCUCUGCAGAGAGGCUGAGUUUCUGAAAUUGAAGAUGCCAACAAAGAAGAUGUACCGCAUGAGCGAGACGCGCGGCCUCCUGAAGACCCUCAGCUCCGUCCUGCAGAAGAUCACCGACCCCAUCCAGCCCAGGGUGGCCGAGCACAGGCCCCAGACCAUGAAGAGACUCUCCUACCCCUUCUCCCGGGAGAAGCAGCACCUAUUCGACCUCUCUGAUAAGGAUUCCUUUUUCGACAGCAAAACCCGGAGCUCCAUAGUCUAUGAAAUUCUGAAGAGGACAACGUGUACCAAGGCCAAGUACAGCAUGGGGCAAGGAGAGGGAAGAAGGAAGGACUCUGCCCUUCUAAGUAAAAGGCGGAAGUGUGGGGAGCACGGCAUCACCAGCCUGCUGGCCAACGGCGUGUACUCGGCCGCGUACCCGCUGCACGACGGGGACUAUGAAGGGGACAACGUCCAGCCGAAUGACCGAAAACUCCUGUACGAGGAGUGGGCGAGCUAUGGGGUCUUCUACAAGUACCAGCCCAUCGACCUGGUCAGGAAGUACUUCGGGGAGAAGAUCGGCCUGUACUUCGCCUGGCUGGGCGCCUACACCCAGAUGCUCAUCCCGGCCUCCGUCGUGGGUGUCAUCGUGUUCCUCUACGGCUGCGCCACCAUGGACGAGAACAUCCCCAGCAUGGAGAUGUGUGACCAGAGACACAACAUCAUCAUGUGCCCGCUCUGUGACAAGACCUGCAGCUACUGGAAGAUGAGCUCGGCCUGCGCCACGGCCCGCGCCAGCCACCUCUUUGACAACCCGGCCACCGUCUUCUUCUCCGUCUUCAUGGCCCUCUGGGCUGCCACCUUCAUGGAGCACUGGAAGCGGAAGCAGAUGCGGCUCAAUUACCGCUGGGACCUCACGGGCUUCGAGGAGGAGGAGGAGGCCGUCAAGUGCCUCGCUGACCUGCCUGGCCCCCGGGCCGCCUGCUGCCCGCGCUUGCUGAACUCCCAGAGUCCAGCGGCCUCUCGGAGGGCCAGCUGCUGCCCGGGGCCGUGGGUCCCUGCCCGGCCGGGCCGCGUCCUGCCCUGCGGCACAGCCUCUCUUUUCCCCACCCGCCCUCAGAAGCACCGGCAUGUUCCGGAGGAAUCCACAAACAAAUGGAAGCAGAGGGUCAGGACGGCCCUGGCCGGGGUGAAACUGACAGACAAGGUGAAGCUCACCUGGAGAGACCGGUUCCCGGCCUACUUCACCAACCUGGUCUCCAUCGUCUUCAUGAUCGCGGUGACGUUCGCCAUCGUCCUGGGCGUCAUCAUCUACAGAAUCUCCACGGCUGCGGCCCUGGCCAUGAACUCCUCCCCCUCCGUGCGCUCCAACAUCCGGGUCACCGUCACAGCCACUGCGGUCAUCAUCAACCUGGUGGUCAUCAUCCUGCUGGACGAGGUCUAUGGCUGCAUAGCCAGGUGGCUGACCACCAUCGAGGUCCCCAAGACGGAGAAGAGCUUCGAGGAGAGGCUGACCUUCAAGGCUUUCCUGCUCAAGUUCGUCAACUCCUACACACCCAUCUUCUACGUGGCCUUCUUCAAGGGCCGGUUCGUGGGACGCCCGGGCGACUACGUGUACAUCUUCCGCUCCUUCCGAAUGGAAGAGUGUGCCCCCGGAGGCUGCCUCAUGGAGCUGUGUAUCCAGCUCAGCAUCAUCAUGCUGGGGAAGCAGCUCAUCCAGAACAACCUCUUCGAGAUCGGCAUCCCGAAGAUGAAGAAGUUCAUCCGCUACCUGAAGCUGAGGCGGCAGAGCACGGCGGCCCCCGAGGAGCUGGUGAAGAGGCGGCAGCGCUACGAGGUGGACUACAACCUGGAGCCCUUCGCGGGCCUCACCCCCGAGUACAUGGAGAUGAUCAUCCAGUUCGGCUUUGUCACCCUGUUUGUGGCAUCCUUCCCGCUGGCCCCACUGUUUGCCCUGCUGAACAACAUCAUUGAGAUCCGGCUGGACGCCAAGAAGUUCAUCACCGAGCUCCGGAGACCAGUGGCCGUCAGAGCCAAGGACAUAGGCAUCUGGUACAACAUCCUCAGAGGCGUCGGGAAGCUGGCCGUCAUCAUCAACGCCUUCGUGAUCUCCUUCACGUCCGACUUCAUCCCGCGCCUGGUGUACCUCUACAUGUACAGCCAGAACGGGACCAUGCACGGCUUCGUCAACCACACGCUCUCCUUCUUCAACGUCAGCGACUUCCAGAACGGCACAGCCCCCAACGACCCCCUGGACCUGGGCUACGAGGUGCAGAUAUGCAGGUACAAGGACUACCGCGAGCCCCCGUGGUCGGAGCACAAGUACGACGUCUCCAAGGACUUCUGGGCCGUCCUGGCAGCCCGGCUGGCCUUCGUCAUCGUCUUCCAGAACCUGGUCAUGUUCAUGAGUGACUUUGUGGACUGGGUGAUCCCGGACAUCCCCAAGGACAUCAGCCAGCAGAUCCACAAGGAGAAGGUGCUCAUGGUGGAGCUCUUCAUGAGGGAGGAGCAGGGCAAGCAGCAGCUUCUGGACACGUGGAUGGAGAAGGACCGUGACAGCGAGGACCCCUGCAACCACCACAGUGCCACGCCACGCCCCGGCGGCGGCGGCGGCCCGGGCCCCGGCGGUGACCGCGGGGGCAUGCUGUAGCUGCGGCGCUGCGGGCGGCGGCUUCCCGACGGGGGCGCCCUGGGGUGGGCGCACUUUGCCCCUCCAGGGCCCUGUGGCUCCCAGGAACAUGGAGGGCCACUUUCUGAUGGGACAUUUUUCUCUCUUCUUUCUGUUUUUCUCCUGUUUUUGCACAAAGCCAUUAUGCAGGGAUUUUUUUAUCGUUAGUAUUCAAGGUGAACCAACGUGAUGGCUGGUGGUGGGCAACAGCGGGCCAGGGCGGGCGCUUGGCAGGGCCCUCAGCGGGCCAGGGUCCCCUUCGCAGUGGGGAGAGAGCAGAGGCCCUAGAAAUCAUCUGUUCCUCUGACCGAUGCCUUAAGACAGUGACAGAUGGUCUCCACGGCAUCCGGCCCGAGCUGGAGCCAGGUUUGGGGAAGAACAGAGAGGCUGAGAGGGACUGUGGGGACGCAGCUCCCCAACGGGUCACCUGGCCGGCCGCAGGUCAGAGAAGCCCAGGACUGUGAUCCUGACUCCUUCGGUGAGCGCGGAAGCUGAGGCACUCUGCUCAGAGAGGUGCCUGGCCCUGGCCACACAGGGGCACGGGGCUCCCGUCCAUCCUUGGAGCCCAGGGGUGCAGGUGUCCUGAUUAAGCCAUAGCUGACCAGCACCCCUGCGCCAGCCUCACACCCUGGGUGCUGGGCUUCAUCAGUCGAUGCCCUUUUGUGAGAUGAGACCAGGGUGACAGGGAGGUGGGCAGGGAGAUCACCUCCAAGGUGAUCUGAAGGAGGUUCAAGGGCACCACCAAGUCCUAAGGCUUCUGAGAGUCAUUCAAAGCUUUAGAAUACUUCUUGGUUUUGUUUAGUUGUUUAAAACUAAACUGCGGGAUGUGGAGGAUUUUUUUUUCUGUAGCUCAAGGUGGAAGUUUAUUAGUUAACCAAGUAUCAUUGAGAGGAAUUUCAAAUACUGUUACUACCAAAGAUUUUUAUUAAUAAAGGCUUCUAUUUUGGUAACAUUUCUCUAUAUUUACUCACGGGAAUGUCUCUGAUGGACAAUGAUCAUUUUAAAAGCUUGUAGAUUAAAAAAAAAGUUCUCAUAAAUGAUAUGAGUGAUCUAAACUUGCACUGGUUAUACUAACCAGUUAUCUGAAAUUUCUCAAGCACCAAGAAACAAAACGUUUCAAGGCCAAGGAGAAGAUCUCCAUGGUGUGUUUGAGCGUUUCCUGGUGGUGAAAUUGACAUUCCUGCAGUUGACUGGCGGUCGGUGAUCGGAGCCCCUCCAGGGGUCAGGUCUUCCUUACUUGCUAAAAUCAAACUGAUGCUUCUAUUUUCUCUUGUACAGUAGGAGUUUCAAAUGGAGUUUUUGUAUAUAAAUAUUGUGUUAAGAAUUAGGUGACUACCAAAAUUCCUUUUAUGGAAUCCAUUUUUUAAAAAACUGAAUGUACACAAAUCCACAGAGGACUGUGGCUGAAUAUUCAUUUAAAUAAAUUUGAAAACACAA
Molecule: messenger RNA, 4488 nt
Organism: Ictidomys tridecemlineatus (thirteen-lined ground squirrel)
Lineage: Eukaryota; Metazoa; Chordata; Mammalia; Rodentia; Sciuridae
Source: RefSeq, a predicted model, not a curated record